AUGAUUACGGAAUUUCCUGUAACGGAUGCAAAGCCGCUGACCAAGUUUCACACAUUCUUCUCUUCUGAUCCUAGGAAGGUCAACCGCGGGACACAUUUCUUUUCGCCCGGUACAAGUCACCUGCUGACCCAAAGGAGCGCUAAAAAUGAGCAGAUUCCGGAACCGCCAAUGUACGAAAAUGGACAAGAAAAUCAUGACGAUGAUCAAACAAUUAUCAAGAGAGAGUUAAGGGGGUAG
Oikopleura dioica is the source of this 237-nucleotide messenger RNA. Lineage: Eukaryota; Metazoa; Chordata; Appendicularia; Copelata; Oikopleuridae. The record is from the annotation of a GenBank genome assembly.